Messenger RNA from Kalmanozyma brasiliensis GHG001, 1671 nucleotides. RefSeq lists its product as uncharacterized. Lineage: Eukaryota; Fungi; Basidiomycota; Ustilaginomycetes; Ustilaginales. The record is from RefSeq and is a predicted model, not a curated record. The transcript has a single exon. The coding region runs from base 1 to 1671 and encodes 556 amino acids.
AUGCACGAAGAGCCUAUCGACCGUUCUCGAGACCUCUGGAUCGAGAGAAAACGUAGAUACGAGCAGGAAGAAGCCGCUCGAAGAGACGACCUGAUUGAUAAUCGCUACAGAUCCGCACCACACGAAGGAUCCAGCCGUUAUAGCCCACCCAACCACCCAGCCGACCCAAGGUAUUCCCACCUGACCAACUCGGGCCCACACGCAACAAGCGCUCGCAACGCCUCGAGCCCUCGCUCCCAAUUCCCUCCUACCUUGCCGCCUAUUGCCGCAGAAGAAGAAGCAGCCAUGAUGCGCGAAGACCCUGCUGCAAGCGUGCUCAAGCGUCGAAGGCUAGGCGAUGGUCUCGACCGCGACGACCGACGGCGUGACGAGCCUCUGAGCGGUGGUCGCUCCCCACCUGGUUUCCGCAGGACCGAUUCUGGUCAGCGAUAUGCCGAAGAGAGGGAUGCCUACGCAGAAGACCAGCGCUCCCCACUGCAUCCACCUUACGCUCACCGUUCCAACGGCCGCGUCUCGCCCCUAGACAGGCCACUGCGCAGUCCUGCUUCAGGUGGUGGCCCCUUGCCGCCUAUGCAGGAUGGUCACCGUCCCUCGGUGCUCUCCUCGUCCAACUACGACGAUGGCCUCGACCACGGACCCGGCAUGCUUGCUCGCAGGAGAGGAGAUGCCGCACAGGCCAAGGCGAGUCGCCUUCACAUCGACACUGGCAGUACUAGCUCCUCGUUCGACGCAGCGAGCUUGUCGAGGUCUUCUGCGGGCAUUGCCAAGAGCGCUCCCCCGCAGAAGCUCUCGUUCGACAGUCGCGACCACGCUAUGCCUCAGGACCAAGCCCAUCGCGAGUCGGACCUUCGACCGAGUCACUCGUCCAUCCAGUCCUCGCAGCCUUCCGCAGCGCUGCGCAGCGACCAACAGCAGCGUCUUGCUUCGGAUUCGCGUCAGCUCGAGCUUCGCCGGGAUGAGCGAGCAGAACUGCAUGGACUUCGCGAAGGCCGCUUGCCCGACGUGCCCCACACGGCCAACCCUCUGGCACGCGCAGGACCCGUGACGCGAUUGCAAGGCGGUCAUGUACCUCAGACUGCUACGCUGCCCUCUCCGGCUUAUCACACCACCCAAUUCGCACGAGGUCACCCGAGCGGGCGCCAAGCGUACAACCCGCCGCCCACCGCUCGACUGCCCGACCACCUGCGCUCGCCUCCUUCGUCCAAGCAGCACUUCCUCUCGCUCUUUUCCGACUUCUAUGACUCGCUCCACGACAGCAGGACGCUCAAAGCUACGCUCGAGGACCAGAUCAAGCGAUCCAACACGCUCCUUCAGACUCUCCAGUCCAGCCGCCGCGUGCUGGAAGAGACGGUCGAACGACGUGUUCGCGAGGAACGCGUGCUGUGGGAAGGCCGUGUUCGUGGUCUUGAAGCACGCGUUCGCGAAUUGGAGGCCAAGACGGGUACUGCUGAGUAUGAUGACGAGCCCAUGGCCCGUCCCGUUGAGAAGGCUCAAUUGUCGUCCUCGUCGUCUUCGGCCAACAUUGCAGCAGCUGGCGCCGAGGCUGUUGACAGGGCUGAGGAGACCAGCAAACCUGCCUCCCGCGACCUCUCCCCCGCUGUCAAGAAGCAGCUCGACUCGACAGCGUCCAGCAAGGACGAGGACGAGGGGGACGAGCUGCAGGACGACUAA